GGAGGCGCGGUAUAACCUCUAUUCCGGGCCCUUGGCAAUUAAGAGGAUUAAAUCCCUCUUUUCCUAAGACAUCCGUUGCUUCUAGAAAAACCAGUAAUUGUGUUUAGUCCUCACUGUAAGAUCAGAGUCAUUUUUUUUCAAUGACUACAAGAUUUUAAUUGAUUGUUUUGCUGCUUAGGAGGAAGUCUUAAUAGUUUGGUUUCAGGAGUCGAAGGAAUUUUACCGGGUCUGCUGGAAUAGAUUGACAUCAUUUGCCAAGAUAUGUUGGCGUUGAGUUUCGUCUUUAGUUUUAGUUUAAUCUUUGCCAUAAUUCGUUGGCGUGAAGAUAUUUUUGCCAAGAUUCGUUGGCUUUGAGUUUAUUAUGAUGUGUUUAUGUUUUAUAUAUUAAGUUUAAGACACCUCUGCAGUAGGUGUUACGCUUCUGAGGUAUGCUCGGAAUGUAGUCGAUCAUUUUUUUUCUUCCUUCGAACUCCUAGUGGCGUGAUUAUGAAUUUUUCAUGGAUCCUUGUCAUGAUCCAUGAAAAAUUCUACCAAAGCAGCAAUGUUGUGUUACAUUUGAAUUUUGAUUAAUUUUGAGCAAUGAUAUGAGAGAGCAAUUUAGGCAACAAGUUUGAUUCAAUAACCCACCCGUUGCAUAAAACAAUACGAGCGUGUUGGUUUUUAACCAAAACUGAGAAUCAAUAAAAAAUGUGCAAAGUAAAAACCCAUUUUGGGGGAAACUUUACUAAGCGUGCAAAUGAGCGGUAAACGUCACUGCAGUUUCCGCACAAUAGUCAAGUGUGGUGCUCGAAACCGGACGCACCAGAACAGUGCUCGUCGGGCUAAAAGCCUUUUAAAGGUGACGGAUCCGGAUAGUGCGGAGAACGGAUAUUCUCAGGCUCAGGCCACAAAGGCACGGACAACAAAUCCGAGGCACGUGCCAAGAUCCCAAACAAGACCGGACCAGCGCCAGCAACAUCAGGUCGGAAGAAACGAAGCCACGAGGAAAGUCAACUCGAAAAGGGUCGCCCAAAGCGGCCCUUUUUUGGUUCCGGCAUAUUUUGCUCCACAUCUCGGCACGUGUUCAUGUUGCUGCGCACCCAUUGGUAUCGGCUCCAACCUUUUUUCUUUCCGGCACAAAACGAGCUCCGAACUCUUCCGAAACUGCACGGCACAGACAGCGCCAUCUGUGUUUUCAACCACAUACUAGACGGAGAUUUUUUUAACUUCGUUUCGUCCACGGUCCGGAUCACAGCAUUGUCCAUCGAAACACAGGAUCGAAUCGCCGCCCAUCCUCUGUCGAAUGAGCCAUUCCUGGCUUGGAUCACGCGCUGGGGUCGAGACUUUUGAUCGCGGUAAAAUGAAGCCAUUGACGAGAACGAUUGUCGCGACGUUUGAACAGCACUGGACUGACACCCACCGUCUGCAUCCGGGGAAGGAGAACUCGGGAUUUUUGCUCCGCAUCCACAUGGACAGCAGGCGCUGCACACCUGAUGUACCCGCUGUUCCACCGAAAAGCCAACAGAAGCGGCGAUCGUGGCACAGAUGGCCACUCCAUCAUCGCCGGCUUCGGAGCCAGCAGCUGUUGAACGUGAGCCGUAAGUGAAAAUUU
Molecule: messenger RNA, 1591 nt
Organism: Uranotaenia lowii
Lineage: Eukaryota; Metazoa; Arthropoda; Insecta; Diptera; Culicidae
Exons: 3
Coding region: 737-1189 (150 amino acids)
Source: RefSeq, a predicted model, not a curated record